Zeugodacus cucurbitae (melon fly) is the source of this 3298-nucleotide messenger RNA. RefSeq names its product G-protein coupled receptor dmsr-1. Gene Ontology annotation, cellular component: membrane. Gene Ontology annotation, molecular function: G protein-coupled peptide receptor activity. Bases 2015 to 3298 code for a protein of 427 amino acids. The transcript has 14 exons. Gene Ontology annotation, biological process: G protein-coupled receptor signaling pathway. NCBI's taxonomy places the organism in Eukaryota, Metazoa, Arthropoda, Insecta, Diptera, Tephritidae. The record is from RefSeq and is a predicted model, not a curated record.
AAUGCUAAUUUCAUAACAAAUUAUUAAAUAAAUGCGGAAGUCAAUUAUAACAUCAUUAUUUGGGAUUUUGCAAAAGCUCUGAAAAGCUCUUAAAAAUCGAUCUCCAAAGAUACAUCAAAUGGAAAAGACUUUCUCCCAUCCUUAGCACAUUUAGUUGCGACUUGUUGAAAUACGAAACGGACGCGUAAAGAAUUUCCGGGCGGGUUGAGUUAAGUCGUAUAAUUAUUUAAAUUAUAAAUAUUAUAUUAUAUGCAAUAAAAAACUUAAUUAAACGGUUGGCAGUGAUUUGAUUGUGAAUAUAAAGGUUUAUGCAAUGUUUUUCUGUACUUUGAAAUUUGUGUAGCAAAAUUUCCAAUGAAGACUUUCAUUUAUAUGGAAUUACAAUGGAAAGUGAAGGAGUGCAUAAAAUACAAAAUGGCCAAAAAGCUUUUUUAACUUCGUAUUUAAAUCGAACUCUUAUAAAAUUUCUACUAUCUUAAUAUGGAAAAGGUUGAAAAAUAGAAACUCAGUAAAGAGGAACGUUGUGAAUCUCAAUAUAAUAUAAAAUAAAGUAUUUCCGGUUGCGGUUUCAUAUAAGUUAAUAGUGUUCCAGUUAAUUCGUUAAUAAUAAUAAUAACUCAGUGAAAUUAAUGUGACAAAUGUACAUAUAGAAAUUGAACAAAAAUACUUAUAGUGACAUAAUUUCAAUUCAAAACAUAUGAACAUUUAAACUCUCCAGUAUCAGCAAGCCUUGCCUUUUGGUCAUUGCAGAAACCUGUAUGUUUAUACAAUGCGUUUGGUGCAAAUUAUAGCAAAUAUACGUAAAAAGAAUAAAUCAGAUUUAAAAAGCUCUUGGCCAUGGACAUAAAGGAGCACCAAAAAUCGAUUACUUAACAAGCACAUAAAGAAAAAGGCUCACUCCCAUCUUUAGCACAUUUAGUAGCGACUUAUUGAAAAACGAAACGGACGCGUAAAUAAUUUCCGGGCGGGUUUUAAUUAAAUCAUAUAGUUAUUUAAAUUCUGAAUAUGCUAUUAAAUAGUAUAAACAACGUAAUUAAUCGGUAUGAAGACACCUGAAUGUGAAUAAAGCUAUUUGUGCUUAAUUUUGCGGUUCUUUUAUAAAAAAAUGUGUAGUAGACUUCCAACUGCACUAUAAAUGUCUUAAUUCCAAUGAAGACAAAAAAUAAAAUGGCGAUUUUCGUAUGAAAUGGAUUCCGUUAUUUCGCGAAAGCAUAUACAACUUAAAAUGGCGUGUAAGAAUUAAAAUGAAAAUUAUAUAUCGAAUCGAAGCCUUAAGAUAACUGAAAAACUAGUUAAAGUUUAGAAAUUGUGUACGAACCUUGUGUAGUGCAGUGAAGAAGAAAAAUAUAAAACUUAUAAACUCGGUAUCUUUCAUCUAAUUAGUGUUUUGGUUAAUUGUUUUUUCGCCUUGUAAUUAUACACAACAAGUUCCUCAAAAAGUUUUUACAUGGGUGAGACUAACGUUUAUCAAAAAUUUGUAAUGUAUGCUGAUUCGACGAAACUACUUCCGCGACUCCACUGUACUUUUCGCCAUAUUUAUUGUUAUAAGUGUCAUUUCAUCACAUCAACUACGUAACGCUCACAAAAUGCUGCACAACAAAGCACAUGCGAAACAGCUGUACAUAAGUAGUUGUGUUUUUUUAAUGUGAGCCAAAGACUGGUAGAACUGCGAAGAAUUUGAAAAAUCACUUCAGUCAAAGUCCAGGAGAUCAAAAAUCAAAAUCCUCAUCGGCUGGCGCCAACAUUUCGCAUUCUAUUUUUUGUUGCUGGCUGUUGUAGUGUGUCUCUUUUUAGUUAUUUUCUUUCGAACCAAGUAUUGAACAAGGAGAGUUCGGCAAUAGGGACACUGAGUAUGCAUAUCUGUUUCGAACUUUAAGGAAAAUAUUGUAAUUUGCGUUCGCCGAACAUAUUUUUGCACUUAUUCACCCAGGCAAUGAAAAAGUUCAUUUCUGACAAUUUUUAACAAGGACAAACGCGUUUAACCAGAAGCGAAAAUAAAUACAAAAACAACAAGAUGUCAUCGAAUACCGCUUUAUUGAGCGCCGCAGCGCACGCUUAUCUCUCCUCCGACCUGUUGCCCAACGUGAAUUUGUCUAAUUGGGAGAAACUGGUAACCGACGAUGAAUUUCGCGAUUUCAUAAAACUAGUGGAGAAAUACAAAUACCCAAAUCACACGCAGGAUGCGGCUAUGCCUAAAUGCCAUGACUAUUGUACAGGCGAGCUGUAUCAGAUGUUGCGCACCUACAAUGGCGUGCAUGGCUAUGUGGCGUUGUUGAUCUGUAUAUUCGGCACAAUUGCGAACAUCCUGAAUAUAAUCGUGCUAACCAAAAAGGAUAUGGCCAAAGCACCAAUUAAUAAAAUACUCAAAUGGCUGGCGAUAGCAGAUAUGUUUGUGAUGAUCGAGUAUAUACCAUUCGCUUCCUAUCAGUAUAUCUACAUGAAACCAGGCGAAAAGGAUUUCAGUUAUGCCUGGGCGGUCUUCGUCCUUUUUCACAUGCAUUUCACACAGGUGCUGCACACCAUAUCCAUUGGACUGACGGUGACUUUGGCAAUAUGGCGUUAUGUGGCAAUAAGACAUCCGCAUGGCCGUUUUGCUGCCUUUCUGCUGUCACAUUGCACCGAAGCGAUUGUAUUCUCCUUCAUUGUAUCGCCGAUUGUGUGUUUUCCAACGUUGUUCGUUUUCAAGGUGCGCGAGAGUUAUGUGGAGGACAGCAAGGUGCCGUUAUAUCACGUCUACGCCGACAAGGAUACCCAAUUGUACAGAAUCAACUUUUGGAUUCACUCGGUGAUCAUCAAAUUGUUGCCCUGUUGCAUACUAACCGUUAUCAGCUUCAUAUUGGUGCGAGUACUAUGCGAGGCAUCAAAGCGAAAGCAAAAACUGAAGGAGUAUAAUAAUCCCACUAAAACCGGCAGCGCCAAUGGAGGUGCCAGUUGCGCUGGUGAUGUACCUUUGACGGAGCAACGACACUCACAACGUCCACCAAAAUGUGAUCGUCGCACCGAUCGCACCACCAUGCUACUGGUUGCCGUACUCAUACUCUUCCUGGUCACUGAAUUUCCACAAGGCAUAUUGGGUCUACUCUCUGGCGUGUUGGCGAAAUGUUUCUUCUUCGUUUGCUAUCCACCAUUCGGUGAGAUGAUGGAUCUGUUGGCGCUCAUUAAUGCCGCCGUCGGAUUUGUGCUCUACGGUCUGAUGUCGAAACAAUUUCGCACCACAUUCAAAUCGUUGUUCUUCAAGAAGAAUUUCGGCAGUAUGGAAAUGACCCGACUGACGCGGGUCACCACGACGUGUGUUUGA